ACUUCGAAAAAGUUCGCGUCGUCAGGCACCACAGCUGUCAACCCCACAUCUUCUGAGAUACCCCUCCUUGUUUGUUUUCAGAUUGUUUCCAAGAUGUCCAACCCCACACAGAUCUUUGCGGACGAUGUGACGGAAGAGAAGGGCGAGAAUGCGCGUCUCUCCGCCUUCGUAGGCGCUAUUGCCGUCGGUGACCUUGUCAAGAGUACACUGGGGCCUAAGGGCAUGGACAAGAUAUUACAGUCUGCGUCUACCGGUGAAAUCAUGGUCACAAACGACGGUGCUACGAUCCUGAAAGCUAUCGCUCUUGACAACGCUGCGGCGAAAGUACUGGUCAAUAUCUCGAAAGUCCAAGACGACGAAGUCGGCGACGGAACCACAUCAGUCACUGUGCUCGCCGCAGAACUGCUUCGUGAGGCUGAGAAGCUCGUAGACCAGAAGAUACACCCCCAGACGAUCAUCGAAGGCUACAGGAUAGCGAGCGUUGCGGCUCUGAAAGCUUUGGAGAAGAUCGCCGUGGACCACAGCAAGGAUGAGCAGACGUUCAGGAAAGAUCUCGAGGCGAUCGCUCGGACGACAUUGAGCUCAAAGGUCCUCUCCCAAGACCGACAGCAGUUUGCGAAGCUCGCAGUAGAGGCAGUGCUCAAGCUGGGAGGCUCGACCGAUCUUACGCACAUCCAGAUCAUCAAGAAGGCAGGAGGAAAGCUCAAGGACUCCUAUUUGGACGAUGGCUUCAUUCUAGACAAGAAGUUUGGUGUGAACCAGCCUAAGCGGAUAGAGAACGCUAAGAUUCUAGUCGCGAAUACGGCCAUGGACACAGACAAGAUCAAGAUCUUCGGCGCGAGAGUAAAGGUUGACUCGACUGGCAAACUGGCUGAUCUCGAGAAGGCGGAGCGAGAGAAGAUGAAGGCCAAGGUCGAGCGCAUCAAGGCACAUGGCAUCAACUGCUUCGUCAACCGACAGCUCAUCUACAACUGGCCGGAACAGCUGUUCGCAGAUGCUGGUAUUUGCUCGAUCGAGCAUGCGGACUUUGACGGUGUUGAGCGUUUAGCUCUGGUCACAGGAGGAGAAAUCACAUCGACAUUCGACCAUCCGGAGAAUGUCAAGCUCGGCCAAUGCGAUCUUAUCGAGGAAGUCAUCAUCGGAGAAGAUACCUUGAUUAGGUUCUCGGGUGUCAAGGCUGGGCGAGCAUGCACAAUUGUGCUCCGUGGCGCCACUGAGCAGCUUCUCGAUGAGGCCGAGCGGUCGUUACACGAUGCUCUCGCCGUCCUGUCACAAACCGUCAAGGAGCCUAGGACAACCCUGGGUGGUGGCUGUGCCGAGAUGAACAUGGCGAAGGCCGUUGCAGAGGCCGCACAAAACGUGGCUGGCAAAAAGGCAAUUGCAGUCGAGUCCUUCUCCAAGGCACUCCAGCAAUUACCCACCAUCCUGGCCGAUAAUGCGGGCUUCGACUCAAGCGACCUGGUCACGCGACUCCGGAAAGCCGUCUACUCAGGUUUGACCAGCUCUGGACUAGACCUCCUAUCACCCGGAGGCGGAAUUGCGGACAUGAGGGAGCUUGGCGUCAUUGAGAGUUACAAGCUAAAGCGUGCGGUUGUCUCUUCGGCUUCUGAGGCCGCAGAGUUACUGCUACGUGUUGAUAACAUAAUCAGAUCAGCACCAAGACGUCGCGACCGCAUGUAGUUUGGAGCUGAUGCGAAGUGUCACUUCGAGGGAGGAGGUGGUCGUGGAUGAUGGGAUCAUCAUGUGAUCUACAUGUGACCUGUUAGAUACGCGAGACAGUAACACCAUGUGCUCGAGCAAGCAUGGGACGAUUUCGGCACUAGAUAGAGUGUACAUUACGAAAUAACAUCAAUGCAGCCUAAAA
Cucurbitaria berberidis CBS 394.84 is the source of this 1864-nucleotide messenger RNA. Its product is annotated as T-complex protein 1 subunit beta. Gene Ontology annotation, molecular function: ATP-dependent protein folding chaperone; ATP hydrolysis activity; ATP binding. The record is from RefSeq and is a predicted model, not a curated record. Bases 94 to 1680 code for a protein of 528 amino acids. Lineage: Eukaryota; Fungi; Ascomycota; Dothideomycetes; Pleosporales; Cucurbitariaceae. Gene Ontology annotation, cellular component: cytosol; chaperonin-containing T-complex. The transcript has 4 exons. Gene Ontology annotation, biological process: protein folding.